Messenger RNA from Aureococcus anophagefferens, 2565 nucleotides. RefSeq lists its product as hypothetical. The transcript is spliced from 4 exons. Lineage: Eukaryota; Pelagophyceae; Pelagomonadales; Pelagomonadaceae. The coding region runs from base 48 to 2459 and encodes 803 amino acids. Gene Ontology annotation, molecular function: transferase activity. Gene Ontology annotation, biological process: biosynthetic process. The record is from RefSeq and is a predicted model, not a curated record.
ACGACAUCUCCGAAAGUCGACUCCUGUGCUCGCAACUAGCAAACACGAUGGACAAGUGGUUCCCGCAAUUGAAGCAGACGAAGUGCGGCGCCGACGCGCGCCUGCGCCUCGUGACCUUUCCCAACUCCGGCAGCGCCGAGAACGUGUACACGGGCGCCGACAAGACGGCCUUCGGCGGCGCGUCGGGCCGCCGCGACAACGAGCUCAUGGUCUGGGCGAAGAAGACGAAGGUCGAGGUCUACGCGGCGCAGCCGCCGGGCCGCGACACGCGCAUGCGCGAGGAGUGCCUGCCGUCCGCGGCGGCGAUCGCGUCCGCGGCGUUCGACGUCUGCGAGAAGGACCUCUUCAAGGGCGGCGUGCCCUGGGCCAUCUUCGCCCACUCCAUGGGCACCUGGGUCGCCUACGAGUUCUGCCUCCUCGCGCGCGCCAAGGGCCACCCGGCGCCCACGGUCCUCGUCGCGUCCGGCUUCCCGUCGCCGACGUGCCCCAUGGACAAGCGGCCCUGGGCCGUGUCCAAGGGCAUGAGCGACGACGAGUUCAAGGACGAGGCCCGCGGCUGGUCCAUCAACGAGGUCGUCUUCUCCGAGGGCAUGUGGAAGAUGUACAAGACGCUGCUCAUGGUCGACUUCUCCUGCUUCGACGCCUACCCGGAGUGGACGGGCAAGAACGCGCCCCUCGACUGCCCCGUGCGCACGUUCUACGGCAGCGACGACAAGCGCGCGACGAAGGAGCUCGUCUCGGCCUGGAGCGAGGUCACGAGCGACUGCAGCGUCAACGCCCCCAUCAAGGGCCACCACCUCUUCGUCUACGACGAGCCCGCGCGCGCGACCUGGUUCAAGGCCGUCAUCGGCGACAUCGAGUCCUUCCAGCCCAUGGCGCCCCUCAAGUCCUACCUCUGCACGGCCAAGAAGGGCGCGGCGGUCCGCGCGGGCUGCGAGCUGAGCACGGCCCAGGUCCAGCCCGAGAUCGACAACGGCUGGCUCGUCGACGUCAGCGAGGAGCAGGAGAACUCCAAGGGCACGGUGCGCCUCCACAUCGUCGCGUACACCAAGGCCGACGGCGCGAAGACGGCCUGCGACUGCUGGGGCUCGAAGAAGCUCUUCGAGUUCAAGGGCACGGUCGAGGCCGCGCCCGCCGCCGCGCCGCCCGCGCCGGCCGCCGCGGCCGCGGAGCCGCCGAAGGCGCCCGCGCCGGAGACGCCCGCGGCGACGGCGCCGGCCGCGGACGCGGUCACGGCCUUCGCCGGCACGACGGCGACCAUGCACACGGUGACGGGCAAGAACGGCGCCAUGAUGCGCGCGGGCUGCGAGCUCGACACGCCCGAGCUCGGCGUCACGCUCGAGCAGGGCACGGAGUGCUACGUCGUCGAGGAGGCGAAGAACGCCAAGGGCUCGCUGCGGUCGCGCAUCGUCUGCUACACGGCCAACGGCUCGCCCUACGCGGCCAUCGACGGCUGGUGCACGGCCAAGUUCCUCACGGUCGUCGACAAGACCAAGGUGCCCAUCCCCGAGGCGGGCAGUAAGCCCUUCGCCGCCGUCUUCGCGCGGCCGACGGACUCGGGCAACGUCAUGCUCUUCCCGGGCCAGGGCGCCCAGAAGGUGGGCAUGCUCGCGCCCUACGCGGACACGCCGGGCGUCAAGGCCAUGUUCAAGGAGGCGUCGAAGAUCUUCGGCUGCGACCUGCUCGAGCUCGUCGAGAAGGGCCCCGUCGAGAAGCUCAACGACACGCGCUUCUCCCAGGUCUGCGUCUUCCUCACGUCCAUGGCCGCCGUGAAGAAGCUCCAGCGCGAGGACCCCAAGGCCGUGAACAAGUGCGCCGCGACCGCGGGCUUCUCGCUCGGCGAGUACAGCGCGCUCACGUUCGCGGGCGUCAUGGAGCUCGACACCGCGCUCACGCUGCUGAAGAUCCGCGGCGACGCCAUGGGCGCGGCCUGCGACCUCGCGCCGUCGGGCAUGAUGACCGUCGUCGGCUUGGACGACGACGCGCUCAAGAAGAUGAUGCCGGAAGGCGUGUCCAUCGCGAACCAGCUCUUCCCGAAAGGCCGCGUGCUCAGCGGCUCCAAGGAGGGGCUGGCCAAGGUCGAGGCCGAGGUCAAGGCCGCGGGCAUCGCCGGGUCCAAGACCAUCGUCCAGCCCGUGUCCGGCGCGUUCCACUCGCCCUACAUGUCGACGGCCGCGGACAAGCUCAAGGAGGCGCUCUCCACCGCGCGCCUCGCGGCGCCCGCGCGCGUCGUCUACUCCAACGUCACGGCCAAGCCCCACGACAAGGACGUCGAGUCCAUCAAGGCGAAGAUGUGCGAGCAGCUCAUGGCCGGCGUGUUAUGGGAGGACACGAUCAACGACAUGGCGAAGCGGUUCCCGGACGUCGACAACUUCUACGAGCCCGCGCCGGGCCGCCAGCUCACGUCCAUGAUGCGAAGGAUCGAGCCCAAGAACCAGCCCAAGAUGAAGAACGUCUAGGGUUCUGCUCCCCCGUUUUGCGCGCCCCCGGCGACGCGCGAGCCGCCGCGGGACCACCAUUCCCGCGCGCCGCGCGCGCCCCCGACUAACGCACGCGUUAGCUCCC